Colletotrichum scovillei is the source of this 2162-nucleotide messenger RNA. RefSeq lists its product as uncharacterized. Lineage: Eukaryota; Fungi; Ascomycota; Sordariomycetes; Glomerellales; Glomerellaceae. The transcript has 4 exons. Bases 1386 to 2162 code for a protein of 258 amino acids. Gene Ontology annotation, cellular component: nucleus; cytoplasm. The record is from RefSeq and is a predicted model, not a curated record.
CAAGUCGUUCUGCAAGUCAGCGAACGGCCGUGUUCCAAGGAAACGCAUCUUUGCAAAACAAUGUUUCCUUCUCUGCAAACACACGCGCCUACCGUGGACGCCGCUCACUCACUCACUCACUCACUCAUCCCCCAAGCCACUCAAUCGCCCCAUCUCUCUCACCCGCCUUUCAUCCUCGCUUACUCUCCGAUAUGUACGCACAAGCGCACUCUCACAACCUUCCAAUCCCACAUUCUCACUCAAGCUCAUCACGCUCUUCAGCACACUUUCUGACUAUCCCACCCAUCCCGCUCUGCUCAUCUCCUCGCCCGUUCUAGUCAGAUAGACGAGACCGUCACACCCACACUGCGCCCCCGCGCGGGCACUUCCUUAUCCCGUUUCAAGCUUACAAGGUGACAAGAGCCGGACCGAAGUCCAGCCCAAAGUAGUCCACUUCAGAACCAACAUGUCAUCGGUUGCACCAGUGCAUCACCAACGCGUCGACCGAGGGUUCGGAUCUCGGGAUGCCCAGAGGCUGACUGGCAGCCUGCCACAUCUAUCAGACUAUCUGCCAAGUGUCUUGCCUCUCUCUGCAAAGAAGCCCACUGGCAGGCAUUCCUCGACCCCUUCCAUGUGGCGUGGCGUCUCGACGCGCUUGUUUCGCCUCCAUGUCUUGAGUCGCCCACUCACUAACAUCGUCUAUCCUCGUCCAGUUUUUACUCGACCGAGGACCGGGACACCCUGCCAAGCCGGUCUCAGGACCGAUACUCACAGGCCCGGUCUCACAUCACCUCAUCAUUCCAACCCUUUCAGUGAAGCACUCAUCCACCCAUCAGCCGCUGGUCCAGUAUUCCGCUCCAGCUCUCGCGCUCUAGACAGCCCAAACCGACCCGUUGUUCGGGUUGGUCCCAUCAUUCAACGGCAAGGUACCGACAAAACAACUCAUCGCCCCAAUCUUGCUGAGGUGCAGAGUUUCACAAGUUCCUUAUUCGUUCCGGGUCACGGUCGAUUUGAGUUGUCAUUCUAAGCCUGGGACUGGGUCAACUAAGCCGCCUCCUGUGUCUUGUCGUCGUCCCGCCUCAACUGCUGCGCCGUCUCAUUACCUGUCUGAGCUGAUGAUUUUGUCGUGGGUCGAUUACCGCGCAUCAUAUCACAAGUGUUUCUUUAGAUAGCUUCGAAUUGAUUAAAACGCUCCUGUUGGCCAGGUCAUCCUCAUCGAACUAUCUCAUCUCCACACCUCGCUGAUUCAUCAUCCACAAUCAUCAACAUCAUCAAACCACUUCAUCACAAAUACUCUCGCGUCCACUUUCCAGCUUCCCGCUUUUUGACAGUUCACUUGUCAUUGGACGAUCGGUCUCGCUCGGUUCCGCUCUCACAUCUCACGCUAACACAUACCUACAUUCACCAUGUUGCGCUUCUUGUGCCUUCCCGGUGCCUACGGCAGCUCGGACAAAUUCCAAGUUCAACUUGCCCCCAUCUUGAAGGAGCUUACUGAGGAUGGCACGGCUCAGUUCCACUUCAUCCAUGGACCUUGCAAGGCCGUCCCGCCUCCGGGGUUUGAGGACUAUUUCGGAGCUCCCCCCUACUACCGCUUCAUCGAGCCCGAUAGGGAUGUCGAGAAGUCCCACAGCGACGAUGUCCUCAUGCGCAUUCGUGACUUCCCUGACUGCGAGACCCCCGAAGACACGAUGAGAGAGCUCAUGAGAGAGGGCAUCGCAACCACCCACCGCAGUACCGACAGAGCCAUCAAGUUCCUGGCCGACAUUGUCGCGAAGCGCGGCCCCUUUGACGGCAUCAUCGGCUACUCCGAGGGCGCCACCGUGGCAUCCACCUUUAUGCUUUACGAGCAGCGCCGCCUCAAGCGCUCCGGCAUCAAGCCGGCGUUCAAGUACGGCAUCUUCUUUGCUGGCUGGCCUCCGGUCGACCCCAAGACUCACGCCCUGGUCCUCUCUGACGAGAGCGAGGAGCGCAUCGAGGCCCGCACCUUGCACAUUAUCGGAUCCUUGGAUCCUUAUGUCGAUGGUUCUAUGGCCCUUUACAACAUGUGCGAUCCCGACACCGCAUAUCUUUUCGACCAUGCCAAGGGCCACACCCUACCCCGUGACAAGGAUACCAUCAAGGAGCUUGGCGACAUCAUCCGCGAGACCCAGGCUGACAUGCAAGAAGAGGGUCUCCUGUCGUAA